CAACUUAUCUUUAGCAAGUUCAAACCAAUGAAUUGAUUACCGAUCCGUGAUAGAGUGGCAACUGCUGCAAAUAGUAGUCCAUACACAACAGGUGGAGAAUAAUAAUUACUAGGUGGAGUAUGGGGAGAACAGGAGGACGUGUGAAGAUUGUGGCGCUUGUUUUGGUUUUUCUGGUUGUCUGCACAGUUGUUGGAGUUGUGACAUGGCAUUUAACCAAACAUUCCUACCAAAAGGACGAUGGAGCUAACUCAAAGAAAGCUUCGUCUGGAUUACAGCUAGGAGACACUACUGUCGAUGAAAAGCUAGGUGUUAACAUUAAACGAAGGACAGAGAAUUUUAACGUUUUGACAGGUCAACUUUGGAGCGACCCGACGCGUGAAAAUGUAAAGCAAUGGACAAAAUCGAGCGACAAUAAAGGAAUCGCGGAAUGGUCACGUGACCGGAAGUUAGAGGUAACCUUCAAGGAGGAGGGUGGUGUCCCUUGCUAUCGGAUUGACUGGCAGGUGACGGUUGGUAUGGAGACAGUGCUGACGGACUGCUGGAAUAUCGGCGAGGCUCACUGGUACGGGGGAUUUGAGGAUUACUAUCAGCCGUGGCCUCUAGAGAAAAGGUCCAAAAACUUGACGGCUUAUGUUCCUCACGAUUCGUACCAAAAACUACUUGGUGGAGUGCAAGAAAGGUUUUUCAUUUCUUCCAAAGGCGUGGGUGUAUACAUUGAAGACGAUGUGCCACUUUUCUUAAGUAUCAACGCUUUCAACGACAAACAAAUGUGUUUACAAGCUAAAUACGUGAGGCACCCUUACCAAAAUUUCAGAAGACGUCUUCCUUCACUCAGCUACCAUAUAUGCGUUUCUGAAAACGUGAGAUUAAUCCACGACUAUAUGAUGAGAACUUUUAUAAAACUCAGACCGACGGACAUCCCUGAUAAGACAAUGUUUCGGAAACCGAUAUGGUCGACAUGGGCACAGUAUCACAAGGACAUUAAUGAGUCGCUCGUCUUGGACUUUGCAGAUAACAUCAUCAAGAACAAUUUUACCCAUUCUCAGUUAGAGAUUGACGAUGACUGGACUCCAAAGUAUGGGGACAUGGAUUUUAAUAAUGUAAAGUUUCCUGACCCCAAAUCUAUGGUGAAGAAGCUGAACGAUAAGGGGUUCAGAGUGACUGUUUGGCUGCACCCAUUCUUCAACAUUGAUUCAAACGCUUUUAUAGAAGCAGCCUCGAAGUUCUAUUUGAUCAAGGAAUUCGAUUCUCUACGACCUGGUUUGACAUCGUGGUGGGAUGGUAAGCUAGCAGGGAUACUUGAUGCAACAAAUCCAGAAGCAGUGGAAUGGUACUUAAACAAAACAAAGUUUCUUCAAGAUACAUAUAACAUAAGCUCUUUCAAGUUCGACGCCGGCGAGGUGAACUGGCUUCCUUUUGUGUAUUCUGCAAGUUUUGAUAUUCCAAGCGAAUAUACCAAACAUUGGGCAAGUCUUGCUUACAAAUCGGACACCUCAAUUCGUCACCAAGAAGCUCGAGUCGGCUCCAGGAGUCAGGAUCUACCCAUUUUUAUCAGAAUGUUGGACAAAGACAGCAAUUGGGAUUACAAAAAUGGUUUAAAAACCUUAAUUCCCACGGCUUUGACUUUUGGAAUUCUGGGAUAUCCCUUUAUACUUCCGGAUAUGAUUGGUGGAAACGCAUACAACAGGCAACCGGAGAAAGAACUUUACAUCCGAUGGAUGCAAGCUAACGCCUUUUUGCCAUCGCUGCAGUUUUCAAUAGUUCCUUGGCAGUAUGAUGACGAGGUGAUCAACUUGACGCGUCGAUACAUUCAGCUUCAUGACGACUUCACAGAUACCAUCAUAAAACUCGCCAGAGAGGCAGUGGACACUGCAGCCCCCAUCAUCAGACCGCUGUGGUGGGUGGCGCCGACUGAUGAGGCGGCGCUCACAAUAGACUCGGAAUUUCUCCUCGGAAACUAUAUUCUUGUGGCACCAGUUUUGGAAAGUGGUGCUCGGUCACGUGAUGUGUACUUGCCGCCGGGACAGUGGACUGAUGAACUAAGAGGGGGCAUAAAACAAGGAGGCUGGCAUAGAAACUACAGGGUUGAACUCCAUGAACUCCCGUAUUUUAAAAGGAAAUCCGAAAUAUCGGUAUAUGUGUAAAAGUAGACUUCUGACUAUAUAUUAUGCGCAUUUUCUCAUGCAUGUGAUAGCGCUUUUAAAAAAAUUUUUUUUGCUCAACUUUUUUGUUGUUUAGCUGUUUUAUGUAAAUUCCUUUGUAUUAACGUGAUAAUAAGCAGAAAAAGGAUAGUUUAGCUGAUCAGAGAGAGAGAGAGAGAGAGAGAGAGAGAGAGAGAGAGAGAGAGAGAGAGAGAAUGUAAAACAUUGGGUAUGAAAAUAUCGUUUUUCUUCAAAGAUUGCCACGUAACGGUAUACAUGUACCUUCAUGGCCCUAGCCUGUUAACCAAUAAAGAACGUACGUUCAUUUCAUUGUUUAAACAUCCCUCGUCAAUCAAUUAAAUUAAGUAUAAGUAUGUAAAUUAAUUUAGUCGUUAUUGUCGAUCAGAACAUUUCACAGAUUGAACAGCCAGU
Molecule: messenger RNA, 2573 nt
Organism: Magallana angulata
Lineage: Eukaryota; Metazoa; Mollusca; Bivalvia; Ostreida; Ostreidae
Product: myogenesis-regulating glycosidase-like
Exons: 2
Coding region: 120-2144 (674 amino acids)
Biological process (GO): carbohydrate metabolic process
Molecular function (GO): hydrolase activity, hydrolyzing O-glycosyl compounds
Source: RefSeq, a predicted model, not a curated record